UCCUGAGAAUGGCGCUGCUCUAAAGACAUUCGGAUGGUCCUAUGAUGUGAAGAUCUGUGGUCUGUAUUUUUUCUUUCUUUUUACAAACAAGCACGUUUUUUUUUGUGAAAGAAAGCAACACAUCCCACAUUUAGGCUGCACAAAAGGGGACUCUGAUGUUUCCUUUUUGUGGAUUUUAGGAAAGUGAGCGCUUUUUCCGGGGGAGUCAAACCGAGUUAUUUUUUUUCCUCGAUAAAGAGGAAAGGCUACACUCUGCGGGACGCAUGAUGUGAAAUAAGUAAUGCAGCCAAAGAGGUCUCCCCCAAUAAAUGCUUAGCCCUUUAACCCAGAACGCGAUCGCCGCCGGUGAGAGGCUCAUGUUGCCUCCCAGGUGUUUUUACGCGCAGCCUCUGCACGCUAGUGGAGAAGAGAAAGCAUAACGGGGCCACAGACGGAGGAUGGUGGCGGAGAUGGCCAGCUGCGGUGCGGCUUGCCACCUCGAGGAUGGAGACGGCGAUAUCCCCGCACCUGAGAACAAAGAUAAUCUGGCAGAAAAUGACAGCAGCGGUUCAGAAAACACAGGAACAUCCACCGACGAGAGCUCAGAGGACGAAGACAACAAUUCAGAGGAGGAUGAGGCUUAUGGAGGCACUGAGAGGGAUGGAGAAGAGGAAGAGAAUGAAGAAGCCCAUGCAGAAGACUCUAUAAACAAGGCAGGUGCUGGACCUGAAGCAGGGGUGUUAAAUGGGAAAGAUGAGAGGCCCUUCAAGUCAUGCUGUGAAAAAUGCAAAGCCGUCCAACAGAGCCAUGGCAGUGAGCUCGUUACCCCGAAGAGACUGUCCAAGGGGCGGUUGCAGGUGCAGCUAGAAGAAGAGGGCACAUAUGAGUGUUCAGUCACUGGUCUGGUUUUUGAAGCGUCCGAGCGCGUUCUUGUGCGGUACUCUGUCUUAUCCUGGUCCAAGUUUGGCGCCUUUCUACAUGACUCCUGGAAGUUUGCUGGACCCAUCUUCAAUGUGGACACAGUCAAUAAGGACGCGUCUGUCCUCAAGUCCAUCCAGUUCCCACACUCCAUCUGCCUUGCUCAUACUGACAAUGACAUGACAUUCAGUGUCCUGCACAUAAAGGGCAACCGUCCAGUCAUUGAGCCUACAGUGGAUCACUCAGGGAGCCACGUUAAGUGGAAUGUGACGUCCCUAUCGCCCGUUGGUCCCAUCAUUCAGACGAGCCAAGCUGUAGAGCACCAUGGGGUGGUUCUGGUCUACAAGCAGCUCACCCCUGACAACAACAGCUACAGCUUCCACGUUUAUCUGGGCACAAACAGUGCAUCUGACAUCAAGGAUAUAAAGAAUCAGGUGCGGGGCUACAAGACUCGCUACAUUGAAAUAGUAAAGCCUCCCACGUGCAAGCUGGACGAGGGAACGUAUCGUCUCCUGAGCGAGCCGGAGGGAGACAUCAAACCUCAGGAACUGAAAUUCACCCUUGCAGUCACUAAGAUGAAGGGCUACUUUGAGGCUUUCUUUGAGCAGCACCCUCCAUUUAAAUUGUCUCUCAUAGAGAUUAACACUGAGGAGACUGUAUGGUCUGCUACCAUCAGAGAAGGUGACUGUGUGGAUAACACUGAGAAGAAGCCGAGGAAAAGGACAAACAGCAGACAGAGAAGCAGCAGCCCCUCAGAAGACGAACUAGCCUUUAAAAGAACUCGAAUGCAAGACGAGCCAGAUGGAGUGAAAACAGCGGCCACUCAGGGCCAGGACAUGUCAGAGAAGCAGCUGCUACAGGUGGCCAAGCGGCUCGGGAAGGAGUGGAAACAGGUGGCUAUCUUUCUAGAUGUUACCUCCAAGGAGCUGGAUAAUAUCCAGACAGCAGAGACAGAUGUGACCAUGCAGAAGUUGAAGAUGCUGUUGAUGUGGAAGAACAGGAAUUCCGGAGAAGCCACGGCUAGGAAUCUUUUGGAAAGUGUGAAGGAGCUGGAUGACUUGCCAAAUGAGGUUCAUCAGACAUUACAAGAUAUGAUGGUUAACGAAGCGGUAAAGUGAAAGGGAAAAUGAAAGUGAAUUCCAUCACUCUUGGAUAUCAUCGGCGGGAAGAAACGAUCUCAGGACGGGAUCUCAGGAACGCAACAGAGCAGAGUUAACGUCUCCCUUCAGUUUGCAUUUCUCUUUGAAUAUUUUCUAGAUAUGAAACUGAUUUGUUUAUAGUUCUGCAUUUCAUAAAAAGGAAUCAUUUUGUUUCCCUUCUUUAGUUCAGCUGUAGGUUUCUUGGGUUCUGUGGUGAGUACAGAACCGACUGUGCUGUAUCUAAGGAUACAGAAAUAAAUUAGCUUACCUUUAUUUUUAAGCAGGUAAAAAAAAUGACCAGUAGAGGCGUAGAGGUCAUUGAGAUGUUUAGUAGCUAAUUAUGUAGCCAGUAACAGAUGUAAAUGUUUGGUGCUGCAGUGUUGAAACUGCAAAGACAUCUGGAAAAAUCCAUCCAUUUGUGUGUGUUCUUUCACUUUUGAAUGUUGGGCUUGUGGGAAUUUUUAUAAAACAAUUAGGCAUUAUGUCACGUGGACGUGAAAAUGACUGUCCACAGAAUUACAGACUGAACUAUGAAACUAGUUUGUGUUUUUAGAAACUUGUCCGCACUAUUUCCUGUAAAUAGAUUCCAUUUCAUUGUCACUCAUGUUUUUUUAAAGCCAGUUAUGUCUGUUUUUUGUCUACAUGUCCUUUAUUUGAUGCGAUAACCGUGACUCUGUAAAACAGCUGUGCACGAGGACCAGAAAAUGAUGCUGAUUUUGUUUAACUGGGAAUUACGUCCUGCCCUCCGGAGGCUUGAAUGCAUUUCUUUUCUUUCUUUUUUUUGUUUUUUUUCCCCUAAAUGUGUAAUCUUUAUGAAAAACAAAAAUGCAGCAUGUUGGGAUUCAGGGAUAAAUUUAGGUGUUUUACCUGUGUGAGUGCAGCUAAAACUAAGCAAAGUAUAUUUGAAUUCAGUUUUUUGAGGAUUAUUUCACGGAUCUAGACCUCAGGUAUGAUUAAGUACAAUAAAAUCAGCAGGAACAGCUGUGGAAAUCUUUCAGGUACCAAUUGCAAAUGUUUUUGUAAACAUUAUUUGAGAAAACCACAAUGUUUCAUUAAGAGAAAAGGGUUGUUUCCUUAAAAGAAAAAUACCACUAACAGUCCAAUUUAUCCCUGUUACAAAUGUUUGUUGUUGUUGUUGUUGUUGUUGUUUUUUCCUUUUUCUUUUUAAAUCAUGUCAGAAUCUCUCCAAAGACUUUUCAUAAAACAAGUGAAAUCA
Messenger RNA from Neolamprologus brichardi, 3252 nucleotides. RefSeq lists its product as uncharacterized. Gene Ontology annotation, molecular function: protein binding. Gene Ontology annotation, biological process: mRNA export from nucleus; signal transduction. The record is from RefSeq and is a predicted model, not a curated record. NCBI's taxonomy places the organism in Eukaryota, Metazoa, Chordata, Actinopteri, Cichliformes, Cichlidae. Gene Ontology annotation, cellular component: THO complex part of transcription export complex.